GAAGAAGAAAGUGAUGCUGAUGAAGAUGAGGUUGAAGAAGAGCCUGAAAAAGAGUCACAAAUGCCUCCACCUGUUGCUCCUCCUCCGAUGAUACCCUCAAAUGUAACAAUUCGUAAAAACUAUGAUCCUAAAGUGAAACCUUCUACAUUACUUUCUUCACUGGCAGAUCAGUUCCUAAUAUCACCACUUACUGGAGAAAAAGUUCCUGUUGAAUCAAUGGCUGCCCACAUGAAAAUAAAUUUACUCGAUCCAAGAUGGAAAGAGCAGAAAGAAAAGGCAAUUGAAGAAAAACGUCAACAAGAGCAAGUGUUUGCAGAAGGUGUGCAUAUUGGAGAUACAUUAAAACAACUUGCUGAGCGUCGUUCUGAUAUAUUUGGUGUUGGUGCUGAAGAAACUUACAUUGGUAAAAAACUUGGUGAAGAAGAAGGACCUAAAAAAUCUGGAUUGGAGAUUUGGGAUGGUCAUACUGCAAGCAUGGAGCGUACAACCAAGCUUGCACACUCUAACAUUACGUUUGAGGACCAAAUUAAAGCUAUACAUAGAUCGAAAGGUUUGCUACCAUCAGAAGAUGCUGAAAAAAUUGGACCUGCAAUACCUAACAGCACUGCUUCUAAUACUGAACCAUCCAAGUCUUUUGUACAACAAACUCCUGUAUCCAAACCAUUUCUUUUACCACAAGCUCCUGCUCCAGUUUCUAUUCAAAGUACUAUUUCGCAACCAAUAUUUAACCAAUCUGCUCAAUCAGGAUUUAGCCAAACUACACAACCAGAAAAUACAUCUAUAACCACUUCAAUUCCUUCAACUCCUUCAAUACCCCCUCCAGCAACUCAACUUAUUCAACCCAUCAGUGUUACACCUCAACUUCCUCCACAACCUCCUGUUGCUCCUGGUAUUCCAGCUCCACAACCACAAUCUAUUCGUAUGGCUCCUCCAACACUUAUUCCUCUCCCUCAUACAAUGAUGAUGCCUCCACCAAGAUUAAUGGUCCCUCCACUUGGUUCAAUUUUUCCUGCUCCACCAAUAUUACAACCUGUUCGAGAGGAAGCACCUUUAAUCCUUCCUCCUCCAAAAGAUGAUGAUGAGCCUCAAUCUAAAAAAUCUAAACUUGAUGAAACAGAUACAGAGUUAGUUUCUGAGGCUGAGUUUCUACAAAAUAAUAAACUUCCUGUUACAUUCAGAGUACAAGUUCCUGAAAUUCCUGAAAAACCAGAGUGGCAGUGCCAAGGCCAAGUAAUAUCAAUAACCCUGCCUCUUACAACACAAUGCUCUGUUAUAAAGUCAAAGAUAAAUGACAUGAUUGGCAUGCCUGCUGGUAAACAAAAAUUGCAAAUAGGGAACUUUUUCAUUAAAGAUUCAAACACCCUUGCAUAUUAUAACUUUUCACCUACAAGUCUUGUUCAGUUGCAAGUAAAAGAACGUGGUGGCAGAAAAAAAUAAUAAAAUGGUUGAAAUAGAUUAUUACUUGAAAUAGUGUUUAAGAAUGCAGGUCAACAAAUCUAAUUUAUGAACAGACAAUUUUGAUUGGUUUAUUAUUGUAAGAACCAUAGUAUUUUUUGAUAACAAAUAAAAUGAUUUUUAUCAAAAAA
Messenger RNA from Hydra vulgaris (swiftwater hydra), 1586 nucleotides. Lineage: Eukaryota; Metazoa; Cnidaria; Hydrozoa; Anthoathecata; Hydridae. The record is from RefSeq and is a predicted model, not a curated record.